This is a messenger RNA of Stylonychia lemnae, 1875 nucleotides long. Lineage: Eukaryota; Ciliophora; Spirotrichea; Sporadotrichida; Oxytrichidae. The record is from the annotation of a GenBank genome assembly.
AUGCUGUUAGCAAUCUCUCUAUUAUUUAGUGUGGAAUAUGUAGACUGUAGAGGAAAAAAGAAGAGAGGUAGUUCCGCUAAUGCUGCAAGUUGCGCCUCUAGAGGUCUAGACUGUUCAGCUACGUGCUGUCUUGAUAGUACUUGUGCAAUUGAUUUAGCUGACUGUGCAGGUUAUACUAAUAGAGAAUACAUGGAGAUAUAUAUUGGUUUUGGUACCCUUGUAGCUUUAGUAAUUGGAAUCCCAAUAAUGAUAUCUUGUCUCAAUUUUUGCCUAAUGUAUAAAUUCUGUCAAACAGUUAACGAAGAAGAUGAUACAAAGGAUGGAGGCUUCACUAUUUGUGAGAUAAUUCCCAGGUUUAUGUGCUGCUGUUUCUUCAACAGAAAUAAUCGAACGAACUAAGAUGAUGAUGAUGAUCUUGAGGCUGAGAGUUCACAAAAUUAUAACUUGAAAGCAGAGAGUACUGAGAAAACUCAGCAUUCAGAUAAUCACAGACACGGAAAGGUAAAAUCAGCAUCUGGAAAGCUAAGUCCCUCUGGUUCAAACGAUGACAUAAAAGCAACAAAUAGAUCUUCAUAGGAUGAUGAUGAAUACCAUAAAAGUGAUAACCAUUCUAAAAAAGCAGGGAAAUAAAAGAAAAUAUAUAAGAAUAAAUGUGUUAAGUGCCUUUGCAUAGUUUUUUGCUGUGUUGACUCAAACAUCAAUGAAGACGACAAGGGCCAAGAGGAUGGCUAAGUUCUUCUUAACAAAAAUGAGGAAAUUGAUUUCGAUCCAAGAAGGAGUAACACUCCUUCAAAAUAGGGAACUUAAAGAAUUCUUGCCGAUAAAUUAAACCAAAGCAGCAGCAAAAGAGAAAUUGAAAGCAUAAAUGAGGAAGAGGAAGAAAAUGGGUCCCAAUCAAACACUCAAUUUCUAGCCUACAAUUUCUUGAAGUAAAUUGUUCAGGCGAACAAAGAAUUCAAUAACACCAUUGAGAAUAUUAUAGAGACUGUUUUCACUGGAGUAAGUAUGCAUCAAAUUAUGCAUGUUUACACCCCUUAACUUAAUACUAUGCAAUACUUUAGUUCUAUGAUGCCAUAAAUUCCACAAACACAUAUGAACAUUAUCCUCUAUAAUUAGGGGUUACAAUAGUAGUAAAACGGUGCAAAUCAGUUAGGACAAUGUGAUAUGAAUCCAUUAUCAAAUAAUGCUCAAAAUAUUCAAGCAAUAGAUACAAAUACCAAAAAAAAGAAAAAGAAGGAGGUGUAGCCAAGAGCUGAUGGAAAACAGCAUAUUCCCACUAGCUAUAUGAUAUUUUUUAAUGAGCAUAGACAGCUUUACAGUUCUAAAUUCCCAAAUUUAAAAGUAAAUGAUCUUGCUAAAAUGAUAGGUGAGUAAUGGAGAAGCUUAAGAGAUGAUUAAAAGCAAAUAUAUAGAAAUAUUAGCCAUUAUAUGAGAGAUAAUCCUAUUCCUGGAGUAUGCACUAGUAAAAUUGAUGGUAUUCUCUAAUAUAAGAGAGCAAUGGGCAUAAAUGUUGAUGCUAGCACUUAUGAAAUCUAACUCAUAAAUAAUGGUGAAGAUGCUGUGCUUCAAUAGGUUGGUGAUAAAGCAGAGGAGAAGCCAAAAUUGAAUGAAAAUGAUAUUAACCCUGACUGUUAUUCAUAAAACUCUAAUCAUCUUGUUCUCUAAGAAUCUUCAUUUGGAAAUGCAAUUAAUCCUGAGGAUUAAAUUGAUCUAGCUUAAGAUAAAAAGUAAAGCGAGUAAAGCACUGGUUCAAGUGGCAGUAUUAUGGAUGAGAACAACAAUUAGGAAAAGGAUCAGAAUAAAACAAUCUUUAAUAAUCCUGUGAAUGAUGACUUUCUCCUCAAGUAUAAUUAAUAACUUAUGAUGGAAGAAUGA